Meleagris gallopavo (turkey) is the source of this 2661-nucleotide messenger RNA. RefSeq names its product lysosomal protein transmembrane 4 beta (gene LAPTM4B). NCBI's taxonomy places the organism in Eukaryota, Metazoa, Chordata, Aves, Galliformes, Phasianidae. The record is from RefSeq and is a predicted model, not a curated record. Gene Ontology annotation, cellular component: lysosomal membrane.
GCACCGCCCCCGCGGAGCAGCGCGGCGAGAGGCGCGGAGCGCGGAGCCCUGAGAGCCGCGGAGAUGCUGAACUCGCCCUGGGCGCGUUUCUAUUCCAACAGCUGCUGCCUCUGCUGCCAUGUCCGCACCGGCACCAUCAUCCUCGGCGUCUGGUACCUGAUCAUUAACUCGGUGGUACUGCUGAUUCUGCUGAGCGCCCUGACCGACCCUGACCAAUACCACCUCACCAGCGCUGAAUUAGGGGGUGAAUUUGAAUUUAUGGAUGAUGCCAAUGUGUGCAUUGCCACAGCAAUUUCUCUACUUAUGAUUCUGAUUUGUGCAAUGGCUACGUAUGGCGCAUAUAAGCAACAUGCGGCUUGGAUCAUCCCUUUCUUCUGUUACCAGAUCUUUGACUUUGCUCUCAACACAUUGGUUGCCAUCAGUGUACUCGUCUAUCCCAGCACAAUUCAAGACUACCUUCGCCAGCUGCCCAGCAACUUUCCUUACAAGGAAGAGAUCAUGUCUGUGAACCCUACGUGUCUGGUUGUGAUUAUACUCCUUUUCAUAAGCAUCAUUUUAGCUUUUAAGGGUUACUUGAUAAGCUGUGUGUGGAACUGUUAUCGAUACAUUAAUGGCAGAAACAACUCAGAAGUGUUGGUGUACAUUACCACCAAUGACACUGCGGUGCUGUUGCCACCAUAUGAUGAUCCUGCAAACGGAGCUGCUAAAGAUCCACCACCACCUUAUGUGUCAGCAUAAGUAAGAGGGAGCUCCGCACCUAGGGAGGAUAGCUUUACUUUUCAGAUAUCGGAGCAAUAGUUUGAUAAUUUCACUUUCAUGUUUCAACAUCUAUGGGUUAUACACUGCUGUUCUGCUGACAUAUUGAAACCUAAAUUUUAUGAUUAAAAUUCUGUAGAUAGUUUUAAUAAUUUGCUGCAACUACAGCUGUGUGCUGAACUAGUUUCAGAGCAAUCCUGGGUAGCGAUAAGGUUACAGUAGUCACUGAAUAGCUUUGACCACUUGCAGUCAUAGAGAGUAUAGGACUUUGCAUUAUCAAACAGGUCAGACAGGUUCAGAGUAAUUUCCUUUUUUCCCCCUUAAUUUAUAAAAAUUCCAAAGCAUUACACCAUUUUUCUCAGAUGCCCAAUUUGACCUUCAAAACACAGACCAAGUUCAAAAAGUGACAGCUUCAUUCCCGUUCUGCAAAAAAAUUAUUAUGCUACAAAAGAUGAUUAUUGCAAGGAGUUUUACAUUUUAUUCUCACCUGGCUAGUAAAAAGCAAAUCUAGUAGGGAAAAAUAAGAACAGAAAGUCAGAGUACACAUAAUACUCUGUGAUGUCUAGCAAGUCGGAACCAGAACAAGUGGUCCAGCAGGACUUACUUUGUCCCAGCCUGCAACUAUUCUAACAUUCAGAACAAAACUUCUUAGCAACUGGUGAUUUUCUCUUCCUGCCUAUGCCCCCUUUUCCUCUCUAGAAACUUCUCAGAUAGUACUUUGAUGUCACAAGAUCCUUGUUUUUAAAGCCCCAUGGUUAGGUGACAAAGCUGCAUCUUUCACACUCAAUAUGCAAAUGUUUUCCCAUUGGAAUGUGCCUGUAAAUAUUGCAGUGUUCUGUUGAGCGUGAAGUAAAUUAUACAGAUUCUAAGAUAUAUGCUCCCAACCGAUGGGAAACUUAUGCAUGUAACUUCCUUUAGCAUUAGCAGAUAUUUUUAGUGUAUUUCUCAUGUACACCAACGUGGGGAUUUUAGAUUCCUUUUAUAACUGAACUGGUAACGCUGAGAAUCCUUCUCACGAGUCUCAUCCAUCUAUGAAUGUUUGUGUGAGGUAUUUUUUUGUUCCCCAGAGAAGUGCCUCCUGCACAUAUGACCUUUUUUGUUGUUGAUGAAGGUUCUACUUUUAAUUGAAAAGCAUCAGGGCAAGGAAAUAGAAUGUGUGUCUCUAUCUCUCACCACUCCUCCCUGUGGUGCCUCCUCUCCAUCUAAGGUGAUCGAACAGGCUGAUGCCACUGUGGACAGGGAAAGGGCAGUGCAGAGGUAGACCACAGUUUGGAGGGGCACCAGAAGGACCCAAUGUGCCAUCUCCCUGCGACCCAAGGUGCUGGCACAGGAUCCCAUGCCCUUUCCAAGGAGGACACCCGUUCUCACACUCAGUGCAUUGACUCCAUUCUGCAGCCCAAAGGAGAGUGGAGCUUUUCCUGCCUUUUUCUGGAAGAGAGCUUUCCAGGGGAACACAGGACCAACAGCUUCUUUUCACAGAGGUUCUCACUGUGACCUGUCCUUGCAUAAGUCAUGUAAGAAAGAAUCAGACUCUUUUACCACACCUCUGGGAAACGCAGGUUCCAAUCUGCCUUUUGGCAUUUUACAUUGUGGUUUGUUCACUCUGGGAUCAAAAUAAACAAUGAUUUUGACCAAACACAUCCUGAAGUCCAUCCAUUGAUUUCUGUCACAGCCCUAUUGCUUCCAUCAGAAUAACUCCAUUUAUAAUUAUCUCACUGCAGUUAUCUUUGGGAAUUUAUCUGAAUUUGAGGGUUGGCUGGCUGGUUGGGCUUCUGAGCUUCAUUUUCUUUCAUUCUUGACAGAUUUGUGAAGGAUUUUAAUAGCCAUCUGUUUGAGAAAAGCUGGUUGUAAAUACAUCACAUCUGUGUAUACAAACUUCUCUACAAUAAAGGGGCGUUUCCUCAA